UCUGAUUUCUGCCAAGAUUUCCGUUUGGGGAAGCAUGGGGAGAGUUGAUUUCAUAUUGAAUAGUUCAAUAGUUGAAGAUCUUGUGGUAUUGCAUUGCUUUUAAACAGUAUUUUAUUAUUAUUACUGGGAUUAUGAUUACUACUAAUAAUAAUUAGGCAAGGCCGAUUCAUUAUAUUGACGUCCGUGCCCCCCUAAAUGAAAUGCGACUGUAAUGUUGCCAUUUUAAAUGCGUGCGAUACAUUACAGUUCUAGUUUCUUUAGAAUCUGAAACAGUAAGCCUUGUACAUUUUGCACGUUUUCAGUAGUUGUCUUUUUUCUUGGGCUUUUAUUUUUGAUUUCGGUGGUUAAUACGAAGGAUAUUGCAAAUACGAAGUUUUUUUUUGUUUUCCCCAAUUAUUGUUUUUAUUUGUUAGACGGUGUACUGUGCCGUCCACACCGCGUCUUCGCUCAUAAAUUACAUCUCCAUGCGCUUCCAGACCGGUAGCGUUACUUCAAGAUGCCACAAAUACAAGUUACACCUUUGGGGGCCGGGCAGGAUGUGGGCCGCAGCUGCAUCUUGGUUUCUAUUGGAGGAAAGAAUGUGAUGCUGGACUGUGGGAUGCACAUGGGAUAUAACGAUGAUAGACGUUUUCCAGAUUUCUCCUACAUUACACAGAAUAGCAGGUUAACAGAGUUUCUCGAUUGUGUCAUCAUUAGCCAUUUCCACUUGGACCACUGUGGAGCUCUGCCUUACAUGAGUGAGAUGGUGGGCUUUGAUGGACCCAUAUACAUGACACAUCCCACAAAGGCCAUCUGCCCAAUCCUAUUGGAGGAUUACAGGAAAAUCACAGUGGACAAGAAAGGAGAAACAAACUUCUUCACAUCCCAGAUGAUCAAAGACUGCAUGAAGAAAGUGGUUGCUGUGAAUCUGCACCAGACAGUGCAGGUAGACGAUGAGCUGGAGAUUAAAGCCUACUAUGCAGGGCAUGUUCUGGGUGCAGCCAUGUUCCAGAUCAAAGUGGGCUUGGAAUCUGUGGUGUACACUGGUGAUUAUAAUAUGACACCUGACAGACAUUUAGGGGCUGCAUGGAUUGACAAGUGCCGUCCUGAUAUCUUGAUCUCCGAAUCCACAUACGCCACCACGAUCCGAGACUCGAAGCGCUGCCGAGAGCGAGACUUCUUGAAGAAGGUGCAUGAAACGGUGGAGCGGGGAGGAAAGGUCCUUAUCCCUGUCUUUGCUCUGGGAAGAGCCCAGGAACUCUGUAUUUUGCUGGAAACGUUCUGGGAUAGAAUGAAUCUGAAGGCACCCAUUUAUUUUUCCACUGGGCUAACAGAGAAGGCAAACCAUUAUUAUAAACUGUUCAUCACGUGGACCAAUCAGAAGAUCCGGAAAACAUUUGUACAAAGAAAUAUGUUUGAAUUCAAGCAUAUAAAGGCUUUUGACAGAUCCUAUGCAGAUAACCCUGGCCCCAUGGUUGUAUUUGCUACCCCGGGAAUGCUUCAUGCAGGACAAUCUCUUCACAUCUUUAAGAAGUGGGCCGGCAAUGAGAAGAACAUGGUCAUCAUGCCAGGGUACUGUGUGCAAGGCACUGUGGGACAUAAAAUAUUAAGCGGACAGAAAAAACUGGAGAUGGAGGGAAGACAAACUUUGGAAGUGAAGAUGCAGGUGGAGUACAUGUCCUUCAGUGCCCACGCAGAUGCCAAGGGGAUAAUGCAGCUGAUUCGCAUGGCUGAGCCACGCAGCGUCCUACUGGUGCACGGGGAGGCCAAGAAGAUGGAGUUCCUCAAGCAGAAAAUUGAGCAGGAGUUCAAUAUCAACUGCUUCAUGCCUGCGAAUGGAGAAACAGCCACCACUGUGACCAACCCCAACGUUCCUGUGGACAUUGCACUGAGCUUACUGAAGAGGGAGGCAGCGCUCGGUCCGUUACCAGACCCAAAGAAACCAAGAACAAUGCACGGCACUCUUAUAAUGAAGGACAAUAGCCUUCGCCUGGUCGCUCCUGAGCAGGCAUUGAAAGAGCUGGGCCUCAGUGAACACCAGCUGCGGUUCACCUGUCGAGUUCAGAUACAGAAUCCCCAGUCUGAACAGGACACUCUCAACACAAUCUACAGCCAUCUGAAGAGUGUGCUGAAGGAGCACUCAAUCCAGCACCUUCCCGAUGGCACUGUGAUGGUGGAGUCCAUUCUCAUUAAAGUGUCUGCCGCUGCAGAGGAGCCCAGCACAAAAACCUUGCUGGUUUCAUGGAGUUACCAGGACGAGGAACUUGGAGGCUACCUGUGUACUUUACUCAGAAAGGGAUUGCCUCAGAGUACUGGCUGAGUGGCUGGAGGAGCAACGGCUGAAGCUGCCAUUCCUUUUUGUGUAAAAUGUUUUUUUUUUGUGUGGCUUUUGUAAUAAAGUAAAUUAAAUUUGAAA
Messenger RNA from Acipenser ruthenus (sterlet), 2395 nucleotides. RefSeq names its product integrator complex subunit 11. NCBI's taxonomy places the organism in Eukaryota, Metazoa, Chordata, Actinopteri, Acipenseriformes, Acipenseridae. Bases 497 to 2299 code for a protein of 600 amino acids. The transcript has 17 exons. Gene Ontology annotation, cellular component: nucleus. The record is from RefSeq and is a predicted model, not a curated record. Gene Ontology annotation, biological process: snRNA processing.